This is a messenger RNA of Ostreobium quekettii, 678 nucleotides long. The record is from the annotation of a GenBank genome assembly. NCBI's taxonomy places the organism in Eukaryota, Viridiplantae, Chlorophyta, Ulvophyceae, Bryopsidales, Ostreobiaceae.
AUGCCGCACGGCAAGCUCAGGGCCCUGGGCCUGCACGGCUGGCGCACCAGCGGCGCCAUCCUGGCCCAGCAGCUUCAGCGCAAGGGCCUGGCAGCGGCGCUGGACGAUUUGCUCGAGAUCGACUGCAUCGACGCGCCCCACACAGCCACUGGCCCGCCGCAGCCGGACGUGGCGGCAAAUUUCCAAGGGCCGUAUUUCGAAUGGUGGGACGACCACAAGGCGGAGGACGGCACGCACACGUACAUGGGGUGGGAGGAAUCCCUGGACUACCUGGCGGCAUACAUUAGGGAACGCGGCCCGUUCGACGGGCUGGUGGGCUUCUCGCAGGGGGCGAUCGUGUCGCUGGUGCUGGCGGGCCUGCAGAGGAGGGGCCUGGCGCUGGGCGGCCUGCCGGGAAUCAAAUUCUGCUUGCUGUUCUCGCCGUUCCAGUCCAGGGAUCCGCGGCACGCGGCGGCCUACGAGGGGCUCAUUGACUGCCCGGCGAUGGUCAUCGUCGGGGAGCAGGACCCGUUCAAGAGCUGGUCGCUGCCAUCCGCGAAGCUGCUGAAGGACCCCGUCGUCAUGAUGCACCGCAACGGGCACUCCGUACCCGGCGCGGACUGGGAGGGGGUUCCACGCGUGAGGGCUUUCCUGGAAGGCGUCGCCGCUGGGGGCGAAGCCGAUUCGGCGAAUACGUAG